This is a messenger RNA of Erigeron canadensis, 3046 nucleotides long. Its product is annotated as probable disease resistance protein At5g66900. The record is from RefSeq and is a predicted model, not a curated record. Bases 250 to 2808 code for a protein of 852 amino acids. The transcript has 5 exons. Gene Ontology annotation, molecular function: ADP binding. Gene Ontology annotation, biological process: defense response to fungus. NCBI's taxonomy places the organism in Eukaryota, Viridiplantae, Streptophyta, Magnoliopsida, Asterales, Asteraceae.
CUACAUACCCGUCAGAUUCUUUCUAAAAAACCCCAAUUUCAGGUUCAAACUAAGACUAUCCGGGUCGGGUCCCCUAGUUCUCACUAAAGCGCGUUGACUUAAAAGCUUCGAAAAGUCGUAUAUUCCCCCCCUUUCCUGUUUUUCAUCCAUUAAUUGAUCCAUUAUUAUCAAAUAUCCAUCAAAACAACCUCUGUUCUUCCAUUCCCAGAAUAGAAUCCCAUCUCAUUUUUAUAAAAACCCCCCAAAGUUAUGUCAGUUGAUCCAUUUUCAGAACCUUUAUCAAAACUAUCUGAUGCUGUAAUAUAUGUUCUAAAAACAACUGCCAAUUUCAAACCCCAGUUAACCCAACUGGAAACCACUUUAGUAAAAAUUAAUCCAAUCAUUGAUGACAUCAAAAACCUUAAUCGACAACUCGACCGUUCACCCGUCGAAUCAGACAUUUUUGUAGACCAAAUUGAUGAUGCCAAAAAACUAGUCCUUAAAUGUUUGAAAAUUAAGUUCAAUCCGUUGAAAAAGUUUACUCAUUCAUUAAAACUCAAAGAUUUUAAUGACAACUUACUAAGGUUUUUUCAAAUCCAAGUACAAGCGGAUCAAAGCCGCGAUAUUAAACAAACACUUGUAGCAGUUAAUCAUGUUAGUGAUAGAAUAGAAAGUCUUUCAAUAGAUUUUAGAAACUUGGGACAGACACUGAGUAGAAAUAGUAAUAGUUUUAGCUCGGUUUCUUCUAGAUUACAACAAUGUGGAGGAAACAUAGAACGAAAUAGGUUGGGUUGGGCGGUUCCUGUGCUUCCUAGGGGAAUCGUGGCGUUUAAAGAGCCGUUGGACAAGCUCAAGGCUAAGGUUCUUGCUGGUGUUGAUGAUGAUGACUCGGAUUCCAUGGAUAUUGAUACCGGUGGUGAACAUGUUGAUAACGUGGUGGUUGUUUCUGCGGCCGGUGGAUGUGGUAAGACCACGUUGGUGAAAAUGCUCUGUAAUGAUGUGGAAAUCCAAGGCAAAUUUGGGCAGAAUGUCUUUUUUGUGACAGUUUCAGAAACUCCCAACUUCAUAGUAAUUGUAAAUGAUCUCGGUCUGCAAGGUCCAUUUCAAAGCACAGAAGAUGCGAAGAAUAAGUUGGAUAACUUUUUGCGUACACAAGUAUCACGCCCUAUACUUCUAGUACUAGAUGAUGUUUGGUCCGAUUCAUUUAUAAAAAACUUUGAAUUCGACAUCAGUGGAUACAAAGUUGUGGUCACUUCUAGGAGCGUCUUCAAUAAAUAUGAUGUGUUUAAAUUUGACCCUUUGAGUGAAGAAGAUGCCAAGACUGUCUUUCGCCUUUCCGCAAGACCGGGUCCUGCUAUUGGUGAAAAUUUUGUAAAUCAGAUGGUUAGAUAUUGUAAGAAACACCCGCUCACCCUUUCUGUGAUUGGUGGUUUCUUAACUGGGAAAGAUGAGACUGUUUGGAUACAUAUGCUAAAGAUACUGUCCAAAGGUCAAUCAAUUCUAGAUCUAAAUAGGGAUUUAAAUGAAGAAGUCCUUAACCGCCUAGAAAGAAGCUUUAAGACAUUGGAUGCAGAACUCAAGGAAUAUUACUUGGACUUUGGGUUAUUCUUAGAAGAUCAAAGGAUUCCAGCUAGUUCUCUCUUAAAUAUGUGGGCGCAUUUGUACAACCAUGAUGAUGAGGGUGUUGCUACCCUUGCCAUGAUCUGUGAACUUUCCUAUAGAAAUCUUGUCAAUCUGACUACGACAGGGCUUAGGAGAGAAUCAAGUGUGAAGGUUUACAGUGAACAGCAGAACUACUGUGAGCAGCAGUUCGUGUCACAGCACGAUUUGCUGAGGCAGCUUGCUAUUAAGUUGAGUAGCAAAUCACCCAUAGCACAGAGGCCAAGAUUAAUUAUCAGUGCAUAUAAUGACAUAUUGAUUACAAAUGUACAAGGAGGAGUCAUGCCCAUGUCAGUUGAAAAUGUGCAAGAACCUCUGCAAGCCCGCAUAAUUUCUAUAUCUACAGGAGAGUCGUUCUCUUCGAAAUGGUGCAACUUGAAGGCCACAAACGUUGAGGUUAUGGUGUUGAAUUUGAUGUCAAAGACCUACGCUUUACCUCAUUUCCUGAAUGAUAUGCAAAAAAUGAAAAUUCUUAAUGUCACAAACCAUGGUGUAUACCCAACAGAGUUUGUGAACUCCUGCUUUCUUGGCUGUUUAACCAAUUUAUCAAGAAUGCGGCUUGAACGUGUCUCAGUUUCUUCCUUGAGUGCAUCCUUGGGUGCAUUGGUAAACUUACAGAAAGUAUCUUUCAUAAUGUGCAAUAUAGGUAAUGCUUUUGAGAAACUCGGUAUCGAUAAGGUCAAUAUCUGGCCCAGACUAGUUGAAAUUGAGAUGGAUUAUUGCCAAGAUUUGGUGGAAUUUCCUGAUAUAAUGUGUAACAGUGUCUACCUUAAGAGGCUGAGCAUCACAAAUUGCAAUGAGUUGUGUAAAAUUUCUGAAGAAUUUGGUAAGUUGACUAGCUUGGAAUCACUGAGUCUUCGUUCAUGUACGAAACUGGAAAAGGUUCCUGAAUCAAUCGUAAGACUUCAAAAUCUAAGUAUCAUAGAUAUUUCAGAUUGUUUGAGCCUGACUAAGUUUCCAGAAGAGAUUGGAAAUCUAGCUGGCUUAGAAACAAUUUACAUGAAGGGUUGUACAGGAGUAGUUGAGUUGCCACAAUCUGUGAGUGAGCUAUCUAAUCUACACGUCGUUUGCAAUGAAGAAAUAUCUUAUCAAUGGCAGGAGUUCCCUAAUAAUGUGGAGAUACAUCUGGUGGAAGAAAAUAGAUUGGAUACUUUAAUGAAAAUAAUGUGAUCGGGAGCACCUCUUGCAGCUGUUCUCUUCAUUACUCGAGGAUGUCAAGUAUUCUUUAUCGUUGUUUUAAACUAAAUAUACUUAUCAUCUUGAUUGUCUGUAUGAAUGGAACUUGGCCAAUUCGUAAAAAGAAAAUAAUGGUUUGAUCUUUGUUCAUGACAAUUGCUUUUGAUGUACUGUAUCUCAACUUUUGAUUCAUCCCUGAAUUUGGAAUUACAUUUUUUUCUUUUUGUGCGCA